AUGACUUCACGACCACAUCAGCAGCUGGGACAACAAGUGUCCGAAGACUCAAGAGGACGUCAGCUUACCAAGAUGUUACCACAGCUCCAGAAAGAGGAUGACUACCGACCCUACCCUCCUCGGGGAACCACAGCAAGACUGAAGAUGAAGGAUGUCGUCCAACCGGAGGAAUCAUUACAACACAUCCGUGCAGGAAGGAAGGCCUUCCUGGUGCCCUACUGCGUGAUGCUGGUGUUGGGAGGAAUCCCCCUUUUCUUCAUGGAGCUGGCCCCGGGUCAGUACAACCCCAAAGGAGCCAUCACAUGCUGGGGACGCCUUGUACCUCUCUUCAAGGGAGUGGGGUACCAGGUGGUGUGUAUCGCCUUUUACGUCGACUUCUUCUACAAUGUGAUCCUUGCCUGGAGUCUGCGCUUCUUCUUUGCCUCCUUCACUACGGAUCUUCCCUGGACCAACUGCAACAACGAAUGGAACACCCCAAACUGCAGAGAGAUCGGCAACAAGGGAGCACUGGAGAACCUAGACAACACUACCGUCAUCCUGGAUGAAGACUACAACAACCUGUUCUUUGAUAACCUGACGGAGGUGUAUCCUGGGGCGGGGAGCGCCGCCCCCCUUAACAAGACCACUACACCUGCUGAAGAAUAUUGGACGCGCGAGGUUCUACAGAUACAAGAGAGCUCUGGGAUAUACAACUUGGGAGUGAUCAAGUGGGACCUGGCACUGUGCCUCCUGGCUGUCUACCUCAUCUGCUACUUCUCCCUUUGGAGAGGCAUUUCUACUUCCGGCAAGACUGUGCCUCGUAUUCUUUAUAAGAGUGAAAUGCCCCUGAAGGAAGAAAGCAUGUCCAGGCCAUCGAAUAUCUUCGUUGGUAUGAUCUACCAAGAACGUCUGUAUGGCUUCCCGACUUCAUCGAAUACAAACUCUUCUCCUGUUUGGACUUACUCUUCUGCAACAUUGCAAGCUACUGAUGUGUUUGCAACACGAAAGGCCUAG
This is a messenger RNA of Cherax quadricarinatus, 993 nucleotides long. Lineage: Eukaryota; Metazoa; Arthropoda; Malacostraca; Decapoda; Parastacidae. The record is from RefSeq and is a predicted model, not a curated record.